AUGCUUCUUGCCGCACCGGUAACCAAGCUCCCGGCUGCUUUAUGGCCCGUUGAUUCUCAGCUUAGUUGCUAAUUUGAGAAACUUGUUUGAGAGUCACACACACUGUUGUAAUUGAUGCCAUCGAUGUAGAUGCUGGAUAAGAAUAUGACGUACCAUGAAUGAUUUUAACCGGGCGAAUGGGCCCGGGGCGUCUCUUCCACGUCAGGUUGCGUUGUAUAUCAUCAUAUCACUCUUCAGGGAAUAUAUCAUCUCUAAUUACUGCUCUCGGAAGAAGUACGCGGCAAAGUCCUGCGCAGCUCUACGAUCGCGACCAGCAGCCGUCAAGAAAAGGUAGGGCAUGUCCAUAAGGUUUUAUCUGUCUUUGUCUUGAGAACAACUAGGCGAGGUCUUACAGAGGAAGGUUUGAAAACAUUGACGCAAUGAAUGUAUUAGAUAUAUAUUAUAAAUAUAAAACUUUGCAUUUUUUCAUCGCUCGAAAGUGAACAAAAUUAGCUCUAACGCAAUAGCAGGAAGCACCAGCUUGCUGAUUGUCACCGAGGAGAAGAAGGAAGACGAUUCCAGCCACGCACUUCCUUCCACAUCAUUAUCGAGAGAAAAAGGUGAAGAUCCUGCAACCUUACCUCCUGUCAACGUAAAAGUAGAUGAAGAUGAUGACGAUAUACCGACGAAGACCACAACGAAGGCCAUUACAUCCGGUCU
Molecule: messenger RNA, 699 nt
Organism: Amoebophrya sp. A25
Lineage: Eukaryota; Dinophyceae; Syndiniales; Amoebophryaceae
Source: the annotation of a GenBank genome assembly